ACUGUUUAUCUAAAUGUGUCAUAUUGUCUCGUUAGCAACGACCCAAGUAAAUAUUACAAAUUCGAAAUAAAUGCAUCUCCAACCCGAGUUAAGCUAUCAGCAGUUUGAACGGACAGUUUAGUCUACACUCAAACAGUAUACCAGUGUUCUGCACACAGACAUUUUCCUCUAACAUUGCGAGAACACCUGGAGCCUUUGCUCAGUCAACCACUUGACGACGUCAAGGUAUUCAUGUGUCUUGAAUAACCGUCACGUGACGCCACACAGGUAUAUAUGUAAACCGCUUUUGACAUUACAGAACAGUUUGUAAUGUCAACCCCCGUGUCUGUGCGACAAAGAACUGUGAACAUCAGUGAACAGACACACUGGAGGGAAGGAAAACCUCUGCCUGUUUAGAGACAUAGCAAUGAAGACGUUUGGAAUCCUGGUUGCAGUAUCAUUGUUCCAUACAAUAUCGGAGGACUUCUUCCCUCAGCUGUACACGAUAGGCACACAUUAUCAGAUUGGUCACAGUGUGGGAAGGACAUUCCGAAAGGUGAUUCACGAGGUUUAUAAUCAGAGUAAAUCUUUGGCGGAAAUCACUCAGUUCAUACAAACAGAGGCAGGGAAAAGGUAUUACAAUGGGUACUUGGAGACUGUGUCGAAAAUAUUCCCUGAGUACCUGUACGAGUUGACGGGUCUGACGGAUGGAGCAGGGGUCAGUUUCAUUCAGGCUUUUUCUUCCAUGAUCACACCUGAAAUAGCGGCAGUGUUGAAAAUGAAGGGGGCACAGUCCUGCAGCGAUGUUUAUGUUGCGGACCAACAGAUUGCCAUCGGUCACAAUGAAGACUCACCAGAGCCGGCUGUGAAAGGGAGAGUGUUUAUGGUCCAUGCAACUAUAGUGGAUCACAGUGGCAGUGUACUAGAGAAAUUCUCAUCACUUACUAUUCCAGGUCUGCUGUCUGGAAGUGCCUUCAGUUUCAAUGGAGACGGCAAAGUGUUCACCAACAACGCUUUGUUUCCUGUUACUGUUGAAGCAGACAAAAUACCUCGUUACUUCAUGAACAGAGCUGUGUUGGGUGUGACGUCACAGAGGGAUCUUGAAAACCUGCUGGAGGGUUCGGGUGUCGGAGUGGCAUAUGGGUUCAAUUUGAACUAUGCAGAUAUCAGAAGCAGCUUUAAUAUACUUAUAAACUAUGAGGUAUCCCCUAUAUCUGGGGCUGCACGGAAUCUUGUAACCAGGACAACAGUUGCCAGGAAGUCCGUCCGAGGAGUAGACAUUACAGGACAUUUCUUUCACUUCAACCAGUAUGAACGCACAAACAUCACACAGUUGCUAGGGGAUAUUGUCAGCUCAAGACAUAGGAAAGCUCGUGCCCAAACACUUCCUGCCCCUGUCAAUGUCCUGGGCAUCAGACGGAUACUCGGUGAUGUUGGCGACAGCCUGUAUCCGCUUUACCGUACACCGACACACACAGAGGUAGACUACACCGUGAUCACAGGUAAUAGAUGCCACAAUACCAGAUAG
Molecule: messenger RNA, 1507 nt
Organism: Haliotis rubra (blacklip abalone)
Lineage: Eukaryota; Metazoa; Mollusca; Gastropoda; Lepetellida; Haliotidae
Exons: 10
Coding region: 407-1507 (366 amino acids)
Source: RefSeq, a predicted model, not a curated record